Molecule: messenger RNA, 2042 nt
Organism: Oreochromis aureus
Lineage: Eukaryota; Metazoa; Chordata; Actinopteri; Cichliformes; Cichlidae
Product: growth-regulated alpha protein-like
Exons: 4
Coding region: 1229-1552 (107 amino acids)
Biological process (GO): neutrophil chemotaxis; chemokine-mediated signaling pathway; inflammatory response
Cellular component (GO): extracellular region
Molecular function (GO): chemokine activity; CXCR chemokine receptor binding
Source: RefSeq, a predicted model, not a curated record
UGGCUGAGCCCAGAAUGCCUACAAUGCCCACAAUGCCUUCCGAAUCAUGUGACAACCCCCUUGGCUUUCGUACUUGCGCUUCGCUGUUCCGCUUGAACGACGUAUUGUUGUUGCAGUUAGCAAUUAGCCUGUAGCCUAUCGUUCACUCAAAAGGCGCGAUGGGUGCUUCGACUUACGAAAAUUUUCGACUUACAAAAGACCCUUGGGAACGAAUUAAUUUCGUAAGUCGGGGUUCCACUGUAUUAAUCUCUGGCUCUCUUCCACGGCAUGUCUUUUGUCCCGUCUCCCUCCCCUCACACCACCUAUUCAAGGCAGAUUGCUGCUCCUCCAUAAGCCUUGUUCUGCUGUAUUUUUCUUUCUGUUAAAAGGGAGUUUUCCCUUCCCACAGUCGCCAAAGUGCUUGCUCGUGUGGGGGUCAUAUGAUUGUCAGGGUUUUUGUCUGCUUUCUUUAUAUUAUUAUAGGGUCUUUACCUUACAAAGCACUUUGAGGCAACUAUUGUUGUGAUUUCGCACUGUAUAAAUAAAAUUGAAUUAAACUGAACUGAGAACUAUUUUCAGUAGUGACGGAGACUUUUUUUCUUGUAUUCUCAGUUACUCUUGUGAGUUUUAGUUUCCCUAUUGACAGUGGUGAAUUAAAAAAAAAACAGUUUAAUGAGUCACAGGUAUGAAACUGUUAAAAAUGUCCUGACUUUUAGCCACCUCAGAGCCUCCUUAGACUGAUUAUAUAAAGAGUUUAUUGCAUUCACUUCUCUGGAAGUAGAUCAGCAAUACAAAAUAUCUUUUAUGUGCAAGACUUACGUAUGAGUGAUUAGAGUGAGUCUAAAAUGAGUGAAAUGUGGCAUUAUUUUCAACAGAUACAAACGACAGCUGAAGGCGCAAGGAAGGCAGGCAUGUCUCAACAUAAACCAGUUGCACGGGAAAUCCUUAUGAAUAAGUGAAGGUAGAAAGUUUAAAUGACAAAGAAUUGUAACAGCAGGAUUUCCACUGUGGGAGGACAGACAUAAAAAUGUUUGGGGGGUUUUUUUAGCCAAUACUUGGGAAGACAUUCUCACCCAGCUGUGAGUGUAUAUAAGGAGGUUCAGAGAUGAUGAACCUCACAGUCCUGCACACUCAGGCAGCUCAAGAAGGAGACGCACAGCAGCAGAGAUCCUUCAUAUCUGAGAAGAAAAAAUCAGUUGAAGACUGAGCCUUCAGUAGAUCCUCCACUCACUAAUUGAAAAGCUUUAAGAUGAAGACAAGUGUUGCCAUCCAGUGCAUCGUUCUCCUGGCCUGCAUGGCCCUUUGCACUUCACUAGUUAUUCCAAGGUGCCGGUGUUUGAAGAUCAGUAAGUCCAUAAGGGGGGCUCUCAUCGCUCAACUCAAGGUGGAUGAGCCUCGUCCACAUUGCAAUAAGAAAGAAGUCAUUGUCACACUGAAGGAUGGGCGUGAACAGUGUCUCGAUCCUGAGUCUAAAUUCACCAAAACGCUGCUGGAAAAACUGAAUCAGAUGAAAAAAACAGUCGUCAACCCCCAAAGAACCACAGCAUCAACCACAGUGCCAGAAUCAUCAUGAUCCAGUUUACGUGUUUAGUGCUGGUACAACAUGUGUGGAUCAAGAAGAAGGAGGAGCACAGAUUGGGUUCUCAUAGCAAAAUAUGAAUGCAAAGUAGACAGUGACGGCUACAAUGGACAGCAAGAUGUAAAUGGAUUUAAUAUCAGAUGUAAAAUAUUUAUUACCCAAAUUCUCAAUCAGAACUGAGUUUUUUCUGGAGACAAUCAGGGACGUUGCAAAGCUCAUCCUUGAGCCUAUCUUCAGAUUGAAUUUUUGAUUAAUAAGAAUAUAUUUUAUAAAAUGUAUGUUUUUGGGGGGUUUUUUGCUCUUAUUCAGUGCACAUGCAAAUGUCACUACAUGUUCACUAUUGUCUGUGAUAUUAAACUGUGAUAAAUAUGAGCAGUGGUUAUAGGUUAAUCUGUAAUUUAUCUAUUCUUUAAAGGAUUUGUAAACAAUGGAUACAGCAUGUUUAAGUACCAUGUUUAUUUUUAAUGCUGGGAAAUCCCUCAAA